AUGACGAAGAACGCGGUGCUAGCGUACCGCAAUGGACAGCUGAGCGGCAGCAGUCGUUGGCGAAUCCGCAUCCGCCUACCAUCUGGGAGCCCUCCGUCGCCUUUUGCGAACGGCCAAGCGUGUGUGCACGAUGUGCUCGCUCUGACAUCAUUGGAGCCAUCUCAAACAAGUCGUUCCUCUGCAUGCCGUACUGUAUCUUGUCCAAGUUGCGUCACUCGGCAUGACACCUUGCCAUCACUCUCUUCCUCACGGUAUGGUGUGCUGUACGCUGCUUCUACUGUGUACAAGAUCCUCGAGCCUACCCGUGACGAGCGCCUGACGUUGGCGUUGGGCGUGAGCCAACAUUCGUAUUCGCUGUGCUCGUGUACCAACGGCAAGAAAGUCAUACGGCUUGGCCCCCAUGUCAUUCUGCUUCUUCUCACCCGUCAGCGCCAUUGCACUGCUUCAUCUAUCCAAGCCAAAACCCAUAUAAGCGUCCAGUCGGUGGCCGUCCAUUUCCUGCUCCUCAUCAACAUCACUUCUUCCCAAGCUACCAGCAAAGGUCGAAGACUAUUCCCGCUCUUACCACGUACGCAACAGCAUACCAACUCCCCCUUAGCUUAA
Molecule: messenger RNA, 603 nt
Organism: Pseudozyma hubeiensis SY62
Lineage: Eukaryota; Fungi; Basidiomycota; Ustilaginomycetes; Ustilaginales; Ustilaginaceae
Exons: 2
Coding region: 1-603 (200 amino acids)
Source: RefSeq, a predicted model, not a curated record